This is a messenger RNA of Danaus plexippus (monarch butterfly), 4458 nucleotides long. RefSeq lists its product as uncharacterized. NCBI's taxonomy places the organism in Eukaryota, Metazoa, Arthropoda, Insecta, Lepidoptera, Nymphalidae. The coding region runs from base 77 to 4333 and encodes 1418 amino acids. The record is from RefSeq and is a predicted model, not a curated record. The transcript is spliced from 13 exons.
CAAACUGUUUAAAAAUUUUAUGCCCAUCAACUGUUUCAAUACAUGAUUUUUAUAUUUAUAAUAAACUUGUUAAGCAAUGGAGGCGAACAAUUUUAUAUCAAAGUUAAAGGCGUGUGGUGCCAAAAGUGAUAUUUGUGAGUUGAAAGAGGCUUUACAGACGUUUAAAGUAAUUUUAGUUAAAUUGCCUGAAAAGGAUAAGUCGUCCUUUAGUUUGAAUGUUUUAUGUUCAUUGUGCAGAAAUCUCGAGAAGGUACCGACAUGGCGUGCCUCGAUCAACAACACAGAUCUCAUAACAUUCAGUAUAGAAUGUGUCCGGCACACACAGAACAUGCAAAUAUCAGAUCAGGUCAGAACACUGGCCUGCAUCUUCCACACACACAGACACGUAAUUAAACAGAGUUCCAACAUACCUCCGGAAUUGAUUCUCAAACUGUCAUUCUUGCCGUUUGAAUGCGACGAAGACAGUCUUCUGUCGGAUUAUCACAAAACCUAUUGGAGCAUCCUCGCAGACAGAUUGACUUACAUGGAGAAACUCAAAUCUCUCAAGCUGCCGAUUAUAAAGCUAUUGCCAAAGUUCACAGACGAUGUAAUCAAAGUCAUAAAAAUAUAUGACACCGUCCAAUUCUGUGCCAACUUGCUAACGUUUCUCGUUAAAAAACUACACUGUGUGUACAACGAUGUCGGGAUCAACGGGUCAUUUGAAAAGAUAUUUGAAUGCAUAGCUAAGAAGGACCUAAAACAAUUCAAGUUGUUGCAAGACAAGGAUAUAAUUGAUAUAUAUGUGAAAUUCAACGACUGCUUGUACGUUAUAGCUGAAAGUGGACUACGUUGUAACGAUUCUGUGUUUGAAAAUGUAUCAAGAAUAAUCAUAACGAUAUUAGGACAUCGACCAGACAUGUUUCACUGUAUGCAAAUGCUGUACCCAAACGCAUUCUGCUGUAUCUUCAGAGAUAAAACUAAUGUGAAUUUAAUAGACAACAUCCUGAACUGCUUACUGACAUCCUGUCAAAUUACCGAGAAAUUGGGCUACAAACAGACAGUCAACGCCAGCUAUCCAUACCUAAGCCAACUCCUGAGACUUUAUGUAGAGAAUAUUCUUAGUAACAAAGAAUUAAGUAAAAGUUUCAACGAGGCUAUACAAGAGAAAUGUCUCAAAUUAAUACUAUUUCUACUAACAAAACUGCGUAAUACGAACCAGAUGUUAAGGUGUGAGAACUGUCCCGUAAGAUCGGGCUUACAUGACGCUUUAAGACUGACGUUCCACAUCAAAAACUUCGUUACCGCGUCUACGAACAACGAGACUGACAUCAAAAAUAUUCUGCCGCUGUACAUAGAUGUUAUAAAACAGCAGUAUAUAAUAUUGGAGGAACUGAAUUGUUUAGGCUGUGGCAAUUACACGAAAUGCCUGAACAAACUGCAGACGGACACACACAAUACAGCGAUAGUGUUCAAUAAAUCGAAGUACUAUGAGGAAUCGAUAGAAUUAUUCGAUAUUUACCUCAAAAACGAGUUUAGAGGCAUCUCAAGUGACGUCCAAAUGAAGAAUAUGAGUCGAGCGCUGUACAAUAAGAGUAUUUGUCAGCUAGAUUUCACAUUGUACGAGGAUUCCUUGAAAAAUGCCUAUUUGAGUCUCAUCUUCUCGUUGCCCCACUCGGUCGGUAAUGAGAAGUAUAUGAGUCUGGUCAUGGACAUCAAAGCGAAGGCGUCCAAACAGGAAACGGAUGUGCAGACGUGGUCGGUGCUGGAUGUGUGUAAACAUGUUGUGAAUGAAAAUCCUUACGGGGACCUGGGAUCUCUGGUUAAGAAUUUGGAGUUCAGUGACCUCCUGAAACUGGAGUUCUCAAUGUAUGUGAAGCUGUGGCCGUCCAUACCUCCCAUAGCUGGCGUGUGGAACUCUCUAUAUGAUAUGACCAAGGGUGAUGAGGAUUGCAUCAUGAAGGAAAAUCCGGAUAAAAUCUUGUGGACUCUCUAUGAGAUUGUUAUGGCAACAUCGGCAGCUGUUAGGACAAUACACAACGAGACAUACAAACAUAUUGUGUAUAGAUUGAUAGAGGGAUUGCAAGGAAAACCGGAGAAGUCGCCAAAGGAGAAGCUCGUGUAUGCUGCUCUCCUCAGUUUGAAGUCCGAGUAUGAAAUGACAGAGGCCGGCUUGAAGUAUGGCUGGAAGGGAAGAGAGAUGGAUGCUGACGCCCCCAGCACGAGGUGUAUACUGCACGAGCGAGAGGUGCUCCACAGCGCUAGAAUGGCUGUGAGGGAGAUGGCUGACGUCACCGGGGACUCUUUUGGAGAUAUGCUGGGGCCCUGCCUGCGAGUGAUCUCGCUACUCGUUCCGGAGAUGUUUCACCUCAGCGAUGACGUGCACGCGUUGCAGCUAGCGGCUCUGUGUUGUGAUCUCGCGCUUAAAAUAAAUGAGAGGGAAAUAUUCAUUCGUAACGCUGGCUACCUUGUACACAAAUCAGAUGGACAAACGGAUUUGCAAAAUCUCAUAGAGAAAGCCGCUGAAUAUUGUAAGGAGAUGGUCGACGACCCGCAGAACAUGGACAUAGCUUUGAAUUUCAUGUGCGAAGUCGCGAUUUAUCACAUAAAAUUGGGUAAUUUGUCCAUAAGUGGCAAGCUGGUACAAGCUGUGCAAGUUAAAAUGUUAAUGGCGUACGAAAUUAAUAAGGAAAUAGAUUUGGAUCUAUCAUUGGGGCGUCUGAUGGAAGCUCAGGCUCAGUUGUGCUCAGUCCUGAGCACGGACUGUCCGAGCGUGCUCAGCGAACUCAACUCUGUUCAUAGACAUUACUUAUCUAUGGCUAGCAGCGAUAAUCGCUGGUGUUUCCGCCGUAACACGUCAUUGGUGAUAAAGCUGAGAGUGUCCACUUCUGGUGCUCGUUGUGUGAGCUUGGCCCGCGCGCUCCGAGCCGUUAGGAGAGCCCGAGCGGCUGCCGCGGUGGCUUCUAGGACGGGAGCCGCUAGGGCUGCGAGGAUACUGGCUCAAGUUAUGACGGGGGGCGAAGGCCUGCAGGUGAAAAUCGACAACACUCUAAAAUUCAUUCUCGGUAUACAAUCUGAUGCUACGGAACCAAAUCAUGCAAUGAUGACCAAACAGCAUCACUUCACACCAAAAACGACAAAUUUGGAAGCUAUGAGGGAUUGUAUGCUGAAAAAGAUCCAGGCCAGUCCUACCCUACCUUGCACGACGAUCCCGGUCUUCCAAAUCCCGGAGUUCCUGAACCAUGCAUGCACGUGCAGCUGCCAUGCAUGCGAACUGCCGGCGUGCAUAAUCAUCGCAUGCCAGAUAUGCUUCCUAGAGGCGUCCGCGUACUUCAGAGCCAAAGAAAACGAAAUAGCCAGGAACUACUUCAAUGGAGCCCUGAAUGCUUUUGAGAUAGCUGAAGUGAAAUUGAAAAAGGCUUUCGAAGUUUACAAAAGGGAUUUAAGAGCUGCCAUUGUGGAUACCGAGAGACGAGACGUCGAGCGAGACUUUAAACAAGUUCAGAUAGAGUUCUAUGUUGAAUUGUCGUAUUUUGAGCUCAGUCAAGGCGAUUUUGAGACCUCUGACGAAUACGUCCUUAAGAUUCACGAAAUUAUGUCGGAUAUGAGGGACCUCGAUCCUUAUCUGAGGAACGAAGUGUACAAUUUAAUGAUAGCGUCAGCACAGAUCAGGAAAAAUCUCAGAAAACCCAAAGAAAUCGGCCUGGAGGCGGAGUUGGAGAAUCUGAAACUCAGUCCCGACAAGGACGUGGAGUUACAGAAGACGCCGGAAGCGAAAGCAACCGUCCCGAAGAUAGGAACAGUGAGGGUAGUUAAGGACGAGGAAAUACCAAAGAGACGGAAGGUCAUCAAACUUAACUUGGACGAAGCCAGCGAGGAGAGUAAUGAAGAAAGAACAACUAGGAGCAAAACCAUAAAGCCGCAGUUCAAAAUACCGGUCCCGGUGACUGCGAGACCCGUGUUAGAGACCAUCACACCCAGAGCGACCAGGUCUAGACCGGAAAUAAUCAUACAACAACCAUCUCUAGACCACACAGACAUCAAAAUCUUCACCCCCAAGACCUCGAACACCAACGAGUUCUUCACCCCCCGCGAGUCGACCCCAGCCGAACAGUUCUUCACACCACAGACAUCAAUAAAGACUUACUCCAGACGAAUCAUAAAAAAUCUGGACAAGGAAUUUUCAACGCCCAAAGGAAAGGAGAAUUCACAAGAUAAUGUGGGGAAGAAAGUUGACACUGGUUCCGUAAAAGUAUUGAGAGACAAAAGGGUAUUGAGACGAGCGACCAGUCCGGGGAAAUUGGUUCAGAAAACCGAGUCUAGACCGAGAAGGAUAAGGCAGCCAGUUAUAGACUAAUGAAGUAUAACGAGAAGAAGAAGUAAAGGUCUUCAGUACUAAGUUAAUGUAUGAUUAUUCAAAGUAUUGCGUCUUUAAUAUUGGCUCAACUAAAAAAUUAUGUCUGUAUUAAAUGUCAGAGCAUC